Molecule: messenger RNA, 1609 nt
Organism: Aspergillus wentii DTO 134E9
Lineage: Eukaryota; Fungi; Ascomycota; Eurotiomycetes; Eurotiales; Aspergillaceae
Product: aldose epimerase family protein
Exons: 1
Coding region: 190-1392 (400 amino acids)
Biological process (GO): beta-D-galactose catabolic process via UDP-galactose, Leloir pathway; glucose metabolic process
Molecular function (GO): aldose 1-epimerase activity; carbohydrate binding
Source: RefSeq, a predicted model, not a curated record
UGACGGUUGGAAUGUAAUAUCCGCUCAACCUUGAUUCAAAUGUUAUUCUUCUGACGCGAUAUUUCCCCUUCUGCAAUCAUCUCCCUCAAAACCCCCUUUCUUUCCCCGUGAUUUUUUGUUCUUACCAGAUCUUUUGUACAAUACUUCCCUGUCUCCUCUUGCCUGUCAGGUACUACCUGUACAUCAAACAUGCAGCUCAAACACGCCCUUGCGGCCCUUCUGUUCGCGCCGGUUGCGCUGGCCCAGAAUUCCACCCAGUCAGGAUCCUCUCUUGAUCCAUUCAAGGUCUACACCCUCACCGCAGACAAGAUCACUGCCAAGUUCAUUCCCUAUGGAGCUCGCUUGACCUCCGUUCUGGUCCCUGAUAGAGAUGGAAACGUGCAAGAUGUUGCUGUUGGCUAUGAUGACUCGCGUCAGUACCUGAACGACUCCCAGACCGUCCAUACUGUCUUUGGAGCGACCAUUGGCCGUAUUGCCAAUCGUAUCAGGAACGGCACUUUCACCAUGGAUGGCAUCGAGUACCACAUUCCCAAGAACCAGAAGGGCCUGUACACCCUUCACGGCGGUAAUAUUGGGUACGACCAGCGCAACUGGACUGUGGUUGCCUCUUCUCCUUCGUCUGUCAGUUUCUCUUACUACGACAAGAAUGGAACUGAGGGAUUCCCUGGCGAUGUUCUCACCACCGCCACUUUCAGCGUCGACAACCACAACGGCUUGCCCCGCUUGACCACCAAGCUGGUUUCGGAGGCUCUGACCCAGAAGACUCCCAUCAUGCUCUCCAACCACAUCUACUGGAACCUGAACGGCUUCAAGCAGGAGACUAUCCUCAAUGACACCUGGUUGCAGCUGCCCUUGUCUGAGCGCUUCAUCGCCUCAGACAGCCUUCAAGUCCCCACUGGUGCCAUCUCGACCGUUGACCAGAACGGCGGAGCCUUGAACUUCACUACUGGCAAGAUCGUUGGCCAAGACAUCAACAAGACUGCAGGUCUCGUCGGUACUGAUAUCGGCAUUGAUAGCUGCUUUAUCAUCGACCGCGAUCCUGUAACCUCCCCCGCUCCUGACGCCCUCGUUCCCGCCCUCCGCAUCAAUUCCAGCACCACCGGAAUCAGCAUGGAGGUUGCCACCAACCAGCCCGCCGUCCAGUUCUUCACCUGCCUUAACAUGGAUGGAUCUAUCCCCGUCAAGGCUUCCCAGGCCCAGCGUAACACCAAGGACAAGGGUGCUGCGCCAUUCGUUGAGAAGUAUGGUUGCUUCGCUAUUGAGCCCGAGGGAUGGAUCGACGGUGUCAACCACCCUGAGUGGGGUCAGCAGUACAACUUGUACUACACCCCUGAGACCCGCCCUGCCAUUAACCUGGCCACCUACACUUUUGACACUGUGGCUCGCUCUUAGAGAUAACUGCCAUUGUACGCGGGAUCGUUAAAAUAGGAGGCAUUUAGACUGAUGGAUGCGAUAUUAGUGGUCGUGUUACAAUAUAUGUAUUUUCAAUCAAACGCUGUACUCUGGACGCUUAGGUUGUCUUUACUUGAAGUUUGUGGAUAUAAGACCAGAAUAUCUUAAUGAUUUAGGUUGUAGUAUACCCUUUAAUCAACGACAGAGUAGUUGCCGA